CGAUAUUCAAUACAUGCAGCUAAAUAUUCGCUGUUGGGAGGUAGAGUGUAUUUACUACACCAUCGUUGAUUCCAAGGAAAUAUUUAUCAUUCGAAGCGUUGUCUUGUUGAUUCUUCAUGCCAAAUGUACAGCUGUUUUUUCAAGAAAGUUUGGUAAAGAUCGUUUGUUGAGAUGGAAGAUUCCUGUCUCCUAUUCCUGCUCGUUAUUACAUCCUUGAUGUGUGUGAACCAAGGUUCUUGUGAGGGUGGAAAAGGUGUAACAUGUGAAUCAUACCACCCAGAAAAGGGCAUUUUGAAUGGAAAUGAAACCUGUGAUACUGCAGAGUAUUCCUGCUUCGUUCUGUGGAAAGACAAUGUCAAUGAAAGAAAUGAAACAUUUUACAUAGUUUUGAAGAAAGGGUGUUUUCAAGUGUCUGUUAAUGAGGCUUUUAGAGACUGUAAAGAUGAUUGUAUUCAAAAUCCAAAUUAUGAUGCCUUCAGAAGUCAUAAUGUCUCUGGGUUUUGUUGCUGCAACAUCCACAUGUGUAACAGGAAUUUCACUCCUGUUUAUUACACCGAGUCAACAACAACAAUGGCAACAACAGACAUGUCAACAGCUUCUGCUGGGGAUAGAUCAGACAGGGUUGCCAUUGUGGUGGCAUGUGUUAUGUUUGUUGUUCUGGCUGUAUGCAUGACAGUGGGUGUUAUCUAUGCAUACAAGUCUAAAUGCUUUAAAAGUAAAUAUGAUCCAGCUGACCCCGAAGAGAAGGAACCUCCUGGACCUGAACUUGACAUCAGUGGUUUGCACUUUGAACAAAUGGUUGGACAAGGGCGCUAUGGGUCGGUGUGGAGAUGUUACCUUAAAGGGGAAGUAGUGGCUGUCAAAGUAUUUCCGCCAGGGCACAGGGGCACGUGGGAGUCUGAACGGGAGGUGUAUGAAGGACAGUUAUCACAUCCAAGUAUCUUAAAGUUCUAUUUUGCAACUCAAAGGCAGCAAAGUUAUGGACCAGAAUAUUUGCUUGUGACUGAAUACCACAGUAAAGGUUCCCUGUUGCAGUAUCUAAAGUGUAACACUGUGACCUGGCAAGAAAUGUGCAGUCUUGGCCAUUCACUGUCAUCUGGGCUGGCUUACUUACACAAUGAUGAUAACAAUGAAGGUAAACCAUGUUUUGUUCACCGUGAUAUAAGCAGUAAGAACAUACUGGUCAGUCCAAACAUCACUUGUGUACUGUCGGACUUUGGUUUUGCCAUGAAAAUGCCAGAAAUUGGAGCUACUAAAGGAAGUGAUGACAUAAUCACAGAGGUUGGAACACUUCGUUAUAUGGCUCCUGAAGUUUUAGAUGGAGCUGUCAACUUAAGGGAGUGUGAGGCAUCAUUGAAAGAAAUCGAUGUUUAUGCCAUGUCAAUUGUGCUCUGGGAAGUAGGAAUGAGAUGGUCUGACAUUUAUGGAAAUGAGCCUGUGCCAGACUUCAGGCCACCAUUUGAAGCUGAGCUGGGCUCAUCCAUCACAAGUGAAGACAUCCAAGAUUAUGUUGCCAGGCAGAAGAAGAGGCCAGGGUUUCCAGAUGUGUGGAAACAUAAUCAUCCAGGUCUAAGAACAUUGAAGGAAACUAUAGAAGAUUGUUGGGAUCAAGAUGGAGAUGCCAGACUCUCUGCGCUGUGUGUGAAGGAACGUUUCUCAGAACUGUUAAAGGACUACCCAGACGGUCUUGUCGUCUCAUCAAGUGGUAACCCUGUGCAGAAGGUUCUCCAAAACUACCCCACAUCACACUCACAGAGCUUGUCAAGUGUCAAUAGUCCUGUGUCUAAUGCCCCACCUAUUAUAGCCACUUAUCCAUGGGUGGAUAAAUCCUCAAGCAACAGUAUGACCAUGACUACUGUAUGAAUGUCAACUUUAAAUACUUUGGCAAAACACACUCUCUGUUUAUCAGUGAGAAUGUGUACUGGAAUUGGACUUCUCUAGAAAAGUUAGACCUAUCAUACAAUUGCUAUCAGUUCAUGGUUACAUUGGGAGCCUGGAUUUUGUUUAGGAAAGAAAAUCAACUCUAAUGGUUGCCAACAUUUAGUCUUUGUACCUGGGUAACCAUGAAUACAGAGUGACCAUAACGACAAAGAGUUUUCAGCCUAAACUUUACAACUAUAGUAUGCCAAUGGAAACCCUGGAUUAAGCAGGUGUUUAAAUAAGUUGGUCACUGGCAGUCCAUUGCCAUCUUCAAGACAGCUGUCUGUCUAUGCUUCAAGCAGGUUCUCGUGUUUGGAUUUUGUCUUAUGGCAUACCCACCUAUUACACAACUGCCAGCUACUUAUGGAAAAAGUUAUUGAAACCACUGGAAAAAACAUUGAUUUGAAUUGGCUUGCUUUAUAUGUCUAUUCUGUUUUUCUUCAGUAGACAAUGCUGUCCUGAUUUGGGCUAGCCUAUUUGUUUGUAGAAGGUAUUAUCUGGAAGGUUUUGUCCUUGAUAGUGGUGACUAGAAGUGCCAAAAAAUUUAGACAAUGCUACAUUGUUAUAACUGUAGUAAAAAAAAUGUUUCUUUGAAUUUUGUAUGUGUCACAUGGUCAGUGUACUGAAGACAUAAUAACAGUGUACAGCAAGGGGCAGCUGAAAGUUUACAUUAGAUAAUAAAUCUUUGGGAAGAGACAAGUACAUGUUUGUUUAAAUAGAAGAUUAAAGAUGAUGAUUUUGAGCUAAUUUGAAGAUAAGAGAAAGAUAUUCUUCACUUUUCUCAAAUGAGGGAGAACUUAAUACAUAACAUAACAAUUUUACUUGAAUACAGUAAGCUUGUUCAGGGAAUAAAACUUUUAUAUACAAAUGAGGAACACUUUGGUCUUAUUUCUCUAAAAACAAUGUCUUCACUGCAAAUAAAGGACAGUUCCUCUAGCAUUAAUGCAGUUCUCAGAAUCAGACCACAAAGGGGAAAGUGCAUUUUUGCCAAGGAAGAGCAAGCCAGUGCAGAAGGCAAAUGCAUUUUUCCAUCAAGACAAUGAAGGAUAUUUUCCUAUUUUACUCUUAUUCAUUUUAAGAAAUAUGAGGACAUUUAGUCAGGCAAGGCCCUCAAUUCAGCACAGCCCCUGAAUAAGUUCUGCACUAAGUCACAAAAAAAAAUUAUGGUGUGGCAGUUAAUGGAGUAUGUACAGAAACAUUCAUGUGUAUAUUUAAUUUCAUCUUAAGAGCUAUGUGGGAUUUUGCUUUUAGAGCAAUUGUGGACAAUUUCUCUCUCUUCACAAAGUUUGUCCUCAAUAAACAUUGUUUGCCAUAAUGAACAGAUUCAUGAAAUAAAAUUCCAUUAAAAUGUUUGAUUGCACAUGACAUUCUCUGGUAUCUUGUCAAACACCCUUUGCAAUGUAUUUAUUUGCACUUCAAAUUUCAAAUUCAAAAGUAAUUAAAAGCUAUUAUAAGAUGCCAUGUGUAUAUAGUAUACACUCGGCUACUGUGAUAGUUCAUUGUAACCAUAUUUCAAUAUUGUCAACUAAUUUUGUAUUUUCUGUAGAAUUCCCUUGGUUUUUUGCAAGGAAAUAUGUAACUGCAAGUAGUGUUAGCACAAGGUGUGACCAAAUCCUUUUUUGGAGGAAAACAAGGCAAUACAAGACAGUAUUUGUAACAUCAGUCUGAUUUUAUGGACUGUGGCUCAUUUCUUGUUUCUGGUUUAUUGGUUAAAUUUGUGAUUCUCAUCACAAAAAGACUGUGGAACAUUUCUAGAAUGUUUAUUUAGCCAUUAAUGCCGUUAUAAUCUGGCUGUGGUUUUUUUUGUUUGUGGUAUUAAUUAAAGAAUGUUCUUCUUUUGG
Molecule: messenger RNA, 3761 nt
Organism: Pocillopora damicornis (cauliflower coral)
Lineage: Eukaryota; Metazoa; Cnidaria; Anthozoa; Scleractinia; Pocilloporidae
Product: bone morphogenetic protein receptor type-2
Biological process (GO): BMP signaling pathway; protein phosphorylation; cellular response to growth factor stimulus
Cellular component (GO): signaling receptor complex; plasma membrane
Molecular function (GO): metal ion binding; ATP binding; transforming growth factor beta receptor activity
Source: RefSeq, a predicted model, not a curated record